Racocetra fulgida is the source of this 843-nucleotide messenger RNA. NCBI's taxonomy places the organism in Eukaryota, Fungi, Glomeromycota, Glomeromycetes, Diversisporales, Gigasporaceae. The record is from the annotation of a GenBank genome assembly.
AUGUUGCAAACCAAAUCUCAAAGUAUUAGAAAACUAAUUUUACAAGGAAUCAAGUUUAAUAAAGAUAAUCUUGCAAAUCUUGUGCCAAACUUGGAGGAAUUAUCGAUAAAACAUUCUUUUGAAAAUCCUUUUGGAAAAGACAAAAACAAUUUACCAAAUCUUCAAAGGCUCGAAUUAAUAGAUAAUGACAUAGAAUUAAAUAGAAUUAUGCUAAAGGUAAAAUGCAGAUCACUAAAAUUUUUUAUAAUAAAUGAGAAGGAGUUAGACAACGAAGUAAAAGAGGAAUUUAUUUUUUUGCUUAGUCAAAAUUAUCCAAACAUAAUUACUUUAUGUUAUGUGACUGAUAAUCUUAUGUUCUUUUCUGCACUUAAAAAACUUCAUAAGCUUUGUCAACUACAAAUAGGAGGAUUUGCUUAUUAUAAUCUUCCCUAUAGUAGUCAAGAUUAUCUACAAGCCUUAAUUAGAUAUUUGCCUAGCUCUUUAAAAAUUCUUAGCUUACUUGAUAUUUAUGAUUAUCAUUACGAAAACUUGAAUUGUUUUUUACAAGAUUUUGAUAUAGAAAGGGUGAAGUUAGAAGUUUUUAUAUUACCUUUUAAUGUUGAGCUUGAUCUACUUCCAAAUUUAAGAAAAUUUAUUGAAAAAGCUAAAUAUUUAAGAUAUAUAGAAAUAGUAAGAUCAGAGAAUUACAACGUAGAAAAACAGAAAAGCAGUGAGAGAGAAAUAAUUAAUCCUUGUCAAGUUAGAAAUAUUAAGUGCGUUUUAAAAUUUCAGUUAGAGAGAUAUAAAGAUUAUUUUUGUGCUUGUGAGAUAGAAUUUGAAUCCUACAUAGGAACUGAAGAAUAA